CUUCACCUGAGUGCUAACGCUAAUGCUAACGCUAACAUCCUCCUCACUACCCCGCUACUGUACAGUGGUACAGUCCACACACACACACACACACACACACACCCUCACAGGUACACACACACACUCACACACACAUACUCACACACACACACUCACACACACACCCUCACAGGUACACACACAGAUAUAUACACACACACUCACACAGGUACACACACAGGUAUACACACACACACACACAGGUAUACACACACACACACACACACACACUCACACACACCCUCACAGGUAUACACACACUCACACACACACACCCUCACAGGUACACACACAGAUAUAUACACACACACUCACACAGGUACACACACAGGUAUACACACACACACACACUCACACACACCCUCGCAGGUAUACACACACACAUACACCCUCACAGGUAUACACACACACACACAUCCUCACAGGUAUACACACACACACACACUCACAGGUAUACACACACUCACACACACUCACAGGUAUACACACACUCACACACACACUCACAGGUAUACACACACACACACAUCCUCACAGGUAUAUACACACACACACACACACACACCCUCACAGGUAUACACACACACACACACACACACCCUCACAGGUACACACACAGAUAUAUACACACACACACACACAGGUACACACACAGAUAUAUACACACACACACACACACAGGUAUACACACAGGUAUACACACACACACACACACACACACAGGUAUACACACACACACACACACACUCACACCCUCACAGGUAUACACACACACACACACACACACACAGGUAUACACACACACAAACACACACACACACACAUCCUCACAGGUAUACACACACACACACACACACACACACAUCCUCACAGGUAUACACACACACACACACACACAUCCUCACAGGUAUACACACACACACACACACACACACAUCCUCACAGGUACACACACACACACACACACACACUCACAGGUAUACACACACACACACACACCCUCACAGGUAUACACACACAUCUUCACAGGUAUACACACACACACACACUCACAGGUAUACACACACACACACACAUCUUCACAGGUAUACACACACACACACACACACACUCACAGGUAUACACACACACACACACACACACAUCUUCACAGGUAUACACACACACACACACUCACAGGUAUACACACACACACAGACACAUCCUCACAGGUAUACACACAAACACACGCACCCUCAUAGGUAUACACACACACACAUCCUCACAAGUAUACACACACACACACACACAUCCUCACAAGUAUACACACACACACACACACAACCUCACAGGUAUACACACACACACACACACACACACACCCUCACAGGUAUACACACACACACACAUCCUCACAGGUAGAUACACACACACACUCAAAGGUAUACACACACACACACACAUCCUCACAGGUAUACACACACACACAUCCUCACAGGUAUACACACACACACACACUCACAGGUAUACACACACACACACCCUCACAGGUAUACACACACACACACACUCACAGGUAUACACACACACACAUCCUCACAGGUAUACACACACACUCACAGGUAUACACACACACACACACAUCCUCACAGGUAUACACACACACACACUCACAGGUAUACACACAAACACACACACCCUCACAGGUAUACACACACACACAUCCUCACAGGUACACACACACACACACACAUCCUCACAGGUACACACACACACACACACACACAUCCUCACAGGUAUACACACACACCCUCACAGGUAUACACACACACACAUCCUCACAGGUAUACACACACACACACACACACACACACACAUCCUCACAGGUAUACACACACACACAUCCUCACAGGUAUACACACACACACACACUCACAGGUAUACACACACACACACACUCACAGGUAUACACACACAUACACACACACUCACAGGUAUACACACACACACACACACACAUCCUCACAGGUAUACACACACACACACUCACAGGUAUACACACACAUACACACACACUCACAGGUAUACACACACAUACACACACAUCCUCACAGGUAUACACACACACACACUCACAGGUAUACACACACACAUACACACACACACACCCCUCCAUCAGUCCACUGGAGCUCUGUAACACCUUUAUUAUAUUUUUGUUUAUUAUUUAUUUAUACUGUUGUUUAUAGAUUUCUAUAACAUGAUGUUUAGAUGUUUUUAUGAUACAUAUUUAUUUGUUUUUAUGUUAUUUAUUUUAUAGUUGAUUAGCUAGUUUGUAGUUUGUUAGUUAUAGUUUGAGUUUGAUUUGAUUUUAUAUAUAUCAUGAAUAUGUUAUUGUAUAUAUUAUUAUUAUUAUUAUUAUUAUUAUUAUUAUUAUUAUUUGUUGUUGUUAUCGUUGUUAUUGUUGUUAUUGUUGUUGUUGUUGUUG
Molecule: messenger RNA, 2503 nt
Organism: Pangasianodon hypophthalmus (striped catfish)
Lineage: Eukaryota; Metazoa; Chordata; Actinopteri; Siluriformes; Pangasiidae
Product: filaggrin-2-like
Exons: 2
Coding region: 23-2215 (730 amino acids)
Source: RefSeq, a predicted model, not a curated record